AUGAGUUCAGAUUUAUCUUUUCAGACAUGUUUAAAUCUAUUAUCAAGUAAAGUAGAUGAGGAGAAGUUUGUUGGUAUUAUUUUGGUUAAAAAUAUAAUAAAAUCAAAUGAUUGCAAGGCAUUGGAUCAGGUAUAUAGGGCAUUGGGAUUGGAUUUCCUUUUUAGAUUAUUACAAACACCAAAGACUCCAGGUGUUGAAUCAAUAUCAUAUGUAAAUUUAUCAAUUACAAUUCUUUCAACUUUUUGCACAAUCGAAAGUUUUGAAAAUUAUAAUACCGAGAUGAAUGAAAGUAACUACAUUAAUAGCGAUGGUAUAGAAAAGAAAAGUGAUAAUAGUAAUAGUGGUAUUAAUGAUAGUAUAGAUGGUGAGGAUUUAAAAAAUAAUGAUGGUAAUAAAAAUAAAGAGAAUGAAAGUAUUUUGCAUAAAAUAAUUUAUCAUCCAUUGGUGUCAAAGAUGGCGCCAUUAAUUUUGGCUCGUUCUAUCGAAGGUGAUCCAUCAUCUAGUUUUAAUUUAUUGUACGAAUCUAUUCAAAUUUUAUAUUCUUUAUGUUCAUUUGAAAAUAUUUUAAAUGAAAAAUUAAAGAAUUCAAAAAUAGUUAAAAAAGAUCCAAUCAAAGAAUCAAAGCCAAAUACAACCACUACAACAAAUACAGCAACAAAUACAGCAACAAAUGAUUCAUCAACAAAUACAGCAACAACAGGCGAGUGUGAAAAUAAGCGAUCGGGGUUAUUUUCGUCAAUAUUAGAUGUUUUAUCAUACAAAGAAAAUAUAAAAUUAUUAUGCGAGUUUUUAUUAUAUGCACAUAAUGUUUCAAAAAAAUAUACAACCAUUGGUAUUAAAGAAGAUGACUCUGAUAUUGAGGAAGAGACAGAGGAGGAGACAGAAGAGGAAGAAGAUGAUGAAUUAGAAACAAGGUCCGAAAAUGAAACUCAAGAUGAUACUGAGAGCUAUAGUGAUUCAGAUGAAAGCGAUAGUUUUGAAUCUGAUAGUGAAUCCGAUGAAAUCAUUAAUGACUCACAAGAAACCCCAGCAACCCCAUCAUCACCUAUUUUAUCAAAUACAAAAAUACCAAUCAAACCAAAAACUAAAAAGCAGAAACAAGAAUACCAGUUAAUCUCAAAUGUUUUAGAAUUAACCAUCAACUUGAUGAAGCUGGUAUUGUAUCAUAUUCAUAAAAAGUCAGAAACAGAAUUAAAAAUCAAUAAUAGUGAAAACAUUAUAGCCACCAUUAAUAAUACCGAUGAGCCAUCACAACAAAUAAAUGGAUCAUCUUUGUCAAAUGAUACAUCUGCAUCAGCCGCAACAACCACAGGUACAUCAACAACCACUAUAUCAUCUUCUAAUACAGACACAUCAAUCAAUGUAAAGUUUGACAAAAAUUAUAGCGAUAACGAUUUAUUGUUUGUUGAACCUCUAUCGAUUCUAUUUAAAGAAAGAUAUGACCAAUUUAAAUUUUCAGUACUUUCGUUAUUAAUUCCAAUUUUUAGACAUCAUCAAGAAUUACCAUCUCAAUCGUUUAUAUCAUUAUAUUAUACCGUAACAACUAAAAAAGACAUAAAUAGUGGUGAAGAGGAAAUUGAUGACGAAGGUAAAUUAAUUAGCAACAGUAAUAGCUUUAAUAAUAACAACAGCCCAUUGGGCGAUUCAGCUAAAAUAAAUACAAACAAAAUAAGAAAUGAUAAUAAUAGUGGCGGUAUAAAUAGUAAUAAACAAAGAAUAAAUAACACUGGCCCAAAUAGCAAUAAUGGGGUUUUAUUAAAUAAAUCAGAAAGCACAACAGAUAGCAGUAUUAAUAAUAAUAGUAAUAGUAAUAAUAAUAAUAAUAAUGGUUAUAAUAACGAUACCAAUAAUGAUAACAGCACAAAGAAUCAGGAUUAUAUUUGUAAAUUAAUGAAUGAAAAGGUUAGAUUUUGGAAAGAUAAUUUUAUAAUUGGUUUAUAUAGUAUAUUUGCAAGUAGAAAAUUAAAAGAAGAAUACAGAAACCAAUCAAUUAUAUUUUAUUCAAUUUUAUUAGAUUUACUUGGUGGUAAAUGGAUAAUUUCUAAACCUUCAACAUCAUCUCAGUAUAGCACUAUUUUUAGCGGUAAUGGCCAAUGUAUGAACUUUUCACCAGAAAAAUUUUUAUUGUUAUCUUUACAAAUGGUUAGAACGGAAAUCCACAUGAUUCUUUUAACAGAGAAAAAAGUUAAACCAGAAAGUGAAGCUUUAUUAUCAUCAUGCUACUCUGUAAUCGAAAGUACUGUAUUAUUUUUAACAACCUAUUUUGAUGAAAGCAACUCUUUGAAUUUGCCUGUAUCAAUAGAGGCAUUAAAUUCAUCAAGAGAUAGCGACUCUUCAACAACCACCACCACCACUACAACAAGCAAUACAUCAAAUAAAUAUAAUGAGGAUAGUAAUAGCUUUGUAAUUUUUUCAAUUGAAACUUUUGGUAAAAUCAAUGAUAUUUUGGGGGAAUCAAUUUCAAUUAUAUUAAAUUAUUUAAAGGAGAUUUCAGAAGAAUCGUUGCAAUCAGAAGAAAAACCAUCACCAUUGUUCAUUAGCAGUGUUAAGCUUUUAGGUCUUUGGAUCUCAGAGGAAACAAAGUCAAUGGCAGAGAAUAUGAAACUAUCCCUACAUUUCAUUCUUCAAUAUCUUUUAAAGCAUAAAAAUGACAGCGGCUAUUAUGUUUGUUUCCUUUUACCAGGUAUAUCGUUUUUCAUUGAUGACAAUGAAUGUAGAGAUGCUUUCUUUUCCAAUUAUGGUCAUAUCAACAUUGCACACUAUCUAGCUUACUAUCUACCAUCAUUUAUAGAGUAUAUUAAGGAUACAGGUUUAAAGAGCGAUCCAAUUAUCAAUGAUUUAAGAGAAUAUGGUGUAUCAGCCGAGAUUGUAGUCAAUAUUGUAAUACCAAGAUCAUGCGAAAUUUUAACAUCUUAUUUCAACGAUUUAGCAUUAAAAGAGGCCUCAUUCUCUGGUAACACCACUAGAUCUGCUUUUAUUGAUCUACUCUAUGUAAUUACCGAUUCUAUGGAAAGUUUAAGCUCUGCAAUGCCACCUCUUUCCAGUGAAUUGGAUGUCCAUACAACUUAUCAAUACCUAAUAGUUACAUUACAUCAGUUAGCAUUUAAUAUCCUCAAGUUUUUAGAGGAAAAAGAUUUCCAAACACCACACGGCGAUGAAUAUCUUAAUACCCUAUUCAAUACCUCAAUUAAAUUCUUUAGUGAUAUUGAAAUACCACCACAAGAUUCAAAUUCUCAAAUAGUAUGGUCAGUUGUUAAAGAAGAAUGGUUACAGGCUCUAGAUUUAAUGGUUCAAUCAAUUGAUAAAUAUAAAUUAUUGACCAAUUGUUUAUCGAAUAGACAUUGGCCACCAACUGAUUUCCGUUUAACUCCUUCAUCUUCAAAUUUAUUAGGUUUUGAUAAUCAUAUAAUUUCAAGUAUUAAUAGAAAUAUUGGUAUUUUAAUUAGAUCAAUAUUAAGGAAAAUGCUUGGAUCAAAUAAUAAUAAUAAUAAUAAUAAUAAUAAUAAUAAUAAUAAUAAUAAUAAUAAUAAUAAUAAUAAUAUUUUAUUAAGCUAAUUAAAUAAUAAUAAUGGUUUAUAAAUUAUAAAAUAAUUUUUUAUUUAAAAAAAAAAAUAAAUUAUAAAAAUUUUAAAAAAAACU
Messenger RNA from Dictyostelium purpureum, 3639 nucleotides. RefSeq lists its product as uncharacterized. Lineage: Eukaryota; Evosea; Eumycetozoa; Dictyosteliales; Dictyosteliaceae. The coding region runs from base 1 to 3555 and encodes 1184 amino acids. The record is from RefSeq and is a predicted model, not a curated record. The transcript has 3 exons.